UUGAGCUACUGCAGUUGCGAAGGGUAACGAGUCCAUUCGUGGUGGAUCAUGGGGGAGCAACACGAGAACGAGAAUGGGAGAACGGGAACAAAGAACCAGCAUCAGCAGAAGAAGAAGAAGAAGAAAAGCGAGUUCGAGUUCUGCAAAGCGUGCAACAUAAACCACGACCAAGGUCUCCGCCACAAGUACUUUCCUAAUCACAAGAAAUCCCUCUCCACCUUCCUCUCCCGCUUCCGCAAAAAACUCUCCGACGUUCGCUUCUUCCUCAACGCCCCAAUCCCUCUCAAUCCCCAACUCACUUCUCGCAAUCGCUUCUGGUGCGUCUUCUGCGACCAACACAUCGACGAACUCAACAGUUCCUUUGCCUGCGCUAACGCGAUUCGUCACCUCGCGAGUGCGGAACACGUGAAGAAUUUGAAGCAAUUCUUCUGGAAAUACGGUGGUGCCGCGGAUCAAUUGGACGCGUUUAUGGUUUCUGAAGAUGACGUGGAUAAGUGGGAGAAGAAGUGCACGGCUCGAAAGGAUGAAGCGAUUGAGGGAAGUCGCAGAACAGUGAUUGGUCCUUCGAGUGAUGAUAUCCAUAGUGGAAAUGUUGAUAGUUUUGAAAAAAAUGUUUAUUCCAAUUCUGUGAAAUCGUAUCCUUCAAAUGCUGUUUUGCCUUUACAAAGCUAUACAAAUGAGUAUCAGGUAUCUUGUUCAGGACUCUCCGGAGUUGCCACUGGUGCUACCUCUUCAGAAGUUUGCUCUGGUGCAAAUAAUUUUUCUUUGCAAGAUUUUGCAGUUGGACGUAGUAGCCUUUCUCUCCCUCAUGAUGGUAGACAACGGUCAAGUAAUGGUUACUCCUGUAAUAAAAAGGUGCGUGAAAAUGGAAGAAUGGUAAGCGGAGAGAGCAGUCAUCAGGGUGUACAAAUGGUCACUCAGAUAUCUACUGGAAGUGCUGGGGGAAAGGUUUUUUCUGAAGAACCUCCACCAUGGCUUGGAACAACUGAUGAAGUUCAGAUGCGUUCUUCAAACAAGUUAGGGAAGUCCAAAAAGUUGAAUUCAAAACGGGUUGGAGCAGCUUGGGUUGAAAAGAGGAAGAUUGAAAUGGAGAAGGAAAGGAGGGGGGAGUCUAUAAGGAAUGAGUGUGAUGCCAACUGGCUUCCUAAUUUUGGUAGAGUCUGGCAAUCUGGUAGCAGAAGAGAAUCCAGAAAAGAGUUUGAGAGGGAGAAACAGAAGUUAAAUGUUGAAACUCAAUCUGAGAUGGCAAUCAAGAUAAAGCCUUAUGUAAGCAAAAGAAUGCGGAUGGAUAGUGGAGGUGAUUAUGCAAGUGGGUGAAAUUUCUAGUAGCAAACAUGUUCUGGGAGUCAUCAGUAUAGUAGAUAAGAAUACCAGCAUCUUUUACAUUAGAGGGAGAAGACUGGACAAAAUUUACAAAAUGAUAUGUGGUGCAAUUAUAUUCAUGGUUGAAAAAAAAUACUGCAAUCAUUGUGCAGUGUUGAUGCACAACAAUAGAUCAGUAAAUAUGUACAUGCAUUAGCUAGAAUUGAGGGCUGUUAAUCUGCAUGAAUGACUGUGAUCAUAGGGAAACCAUUUUACUACAUUUUCAUAUUCUUAUGUGAUAUCAAUUCUUUUUAUGGUUGGUCUGUCUGAUUUUUGUGCAGUUAUUGGGUGCUUAUUGUCGCCAGGCAGCUUGCUUUUGAAUGUAGGGAUGGUUGUUAUCGAUACUCAGAUAGGCAUUGCCUAGCAGCAUGUUUCUCUUUUCCAUGGAAAAUUGGAAAUGGAACAAACUUAUCCAUAGUAUGUACAGAAUACUGAGAUUAUUCCUGCCAUUUAUAUUAGAGAAUCACUGCAAUGUCCUGAA
This is a messenger RNA of Glycine soja, 1843 nucleotides long. RefSeq names its product TITAN-like protein. NCBI's taxonomy places the organism in Eukaryota, Viridiplantae, Streptophyta, Magnoliopsida, Fabales, Fabaceae. The record is from RefSeq and is a predicted model, not a curated record. The coding region runs from base 49 to 1317 and encodes 422 amino acids. The transcript is spliced from 7 exons.